Molecule: messenger RNA, 895 nt
Organism: Lynx canadensis (Canada lynx)
Lineage: Eukaryota; Metazoa; Chordata; Mammalia; Carnivora; Felidae
Gene: DPPA3
Product: developmental pluripotency associated 3
Exons: 3
Coding region: 78-533 (151 amino acids)
Biological process (GO): epigenetic programing of female pronucleus
Cellular component (GO): nucleus
Source: RefSeq, a predicted model, not a curated record
AGCCCAUUGCUUUCCACUGGAAUCCAAAGGUCUAGAAGGACUGAGACUUGGCUUUCAGGUCUGAGAUUUGGCUUUCGAUGGAUUCGCCAACGAAGCUUUACCCAUCCUGUGGCCCGGAACCUUCUCAGAUGGCCAGUGAAGAAAAUUCCCAGGGAGGCUCAGCUGCCUCUCAAACCAUCUCCGAAGUAUUAAUAAAGAACCUUAGUCAAUUGACUCUCGACCCUAGUAUCAAACUUCCUUCCCCUCUACCAGAAUAUCCACCCCAACAGCAGGACACAGAGACGAAACCACAGGGACUUGUGGACCGAAUACUCAGCAACAGGAGGAGGGGUGGAGUAAGGACUUUGUUAACUGCUCGGAAAGAAAGGAUGGAAAGGCUGAUGUGGUUUAUUAAAAAUCAUCGCUACUUCAACCAGCGUGCCACGGAUGAAUCCAGAGUAGAAAGAUUUAGAUGUAGAUGUCAUUAUUGCCUGUAUCAUAGACCUCCCGAGGAUACCAGCAUGGAGAAUAAUUAUGACAUGGAGUCUAUGUAAACAUAAACCUUAUUAUAUGGUGUUUUCCUUGCUAGUAAUUUUAGAAUCAUGCAGCACGUUGGGAAGGCUGCUCUAUUAUAGACAAAGUAUAAUAUUUUGAUAAUCUAUAUUAGCUCUGUCUUUUCUACCUUGAUGAUAAUAAUUUGUGAGGAAUCCGGUGUUUUGCAUUUGAGUGACCUCAAUAUACUUUAGUUCCACUUUUUGAUAGGACCCAAGGAAACACUAGUGGGUUUUGAGUGUAGCCUGGGUGUUUGAGAAACCUGAAGUCAUGAAGAUCGGUUAACCUAACAUGGGGCUCCUGGGUGACUCAGUUGGGUUAAGCAUCCGACUAGAGCUCUGAAGAGUAGGGUUCUGUGCUGGCA